UAUCACUAUCAGUAUUGUUUAGUAGUGCCCUUUUUGUAUACUGCUUGGAAUAUGUCGGAGUUAGCAAAGCACUGUUGCCCUAAGAAAGUGGCUGUGGUGGUUGUUGCUGGCAUUGCAGUCUAUGGGGCUGCUAUGAAAGUAAGAGAAUGGGAACGAAAGAAACAACUUUUAAAAAAGGCAAGCGAAAAGAAAGAUCUUGAAAAUGCAAUCAUAAAACAGGAACUUGAACAAUCUGAAAAAUAUGAUGAAGAGGAAAGAAACAAGAUUCUUAAUAUGAAAGCAAAUGAAUUGAUUAGAGCAGCUCAACAAGGGGAAUUGGACCCUGUACAUAUUCUGCGUGCAUAUAUUCACAAGGCAUGUACCGUAACACAGAAGUUCAAUUCUGUAACGGGUAUUAACAGAGAUGCAGAAAAUAAUGCAAAACAGUUGAAGAAUGGCAACAACAACACACAUCGACCAUUGUAUGGUUUACCUUUUAGUAUUAAAGAAUGCUGUGAUAUAAAGGGCAUGGACACCACAAUUGGGUUGGUAAAUUUGAUUGGAAUACCAGCUAAAGAAGAUUGUGUUUUGGUUAAAGUUUUAAAGCAUUGUGGAGCAAUACCUUUUGCAAAAACCAACUUACCCCAACUUAUGUUCAGCUUUGAGAGCAGUAACCCAGUAUAUGGAGAGACAGGCAACCCACACAAUGUUGAUUUCACUCCCGGUGGUUCUUCCUCUGGUGAAGGGUCGUUAAUUGGAUCAGGUGGUUCACUUCUUGGGUUUGGAACAGAUACUGGUGGGAGUAUAAGAUGCCCAGCUCAUAUGUCAGGGGUUUGUGGCUUGAAGCCAACUCUUAACCGUUUGAGCAUUGUUGGCCUUGGAAAUAUCCUGCCAGGUUCAAAUUGUGUUACAACCUCAGUUGGUCCCUUGGCUACAGAUGUUGACACACUUGUGUUAGCAAUGAGGGCCAUAUUAUGUCCUUUGAUGUUUGAGCUUGAUAGAACAGUCCCUCCUAUCCCAUUUAAUGAUGAGGUGUAUUCUUCUAAGAAGCGGUUACGUAUUGGUUACUAUCUUGACGAUGGAUAUAUGGAGCCUGUACCUGCAGUUAAACGAGCAGUAGUUGAAGCCAAGGAAGCUUUGGAAAAAGCUGGCCAUGAGUUGAUACCAUUUCAUGUGCCUAGAAUAGCUGAUGCCAUGAAAAUACUUGUUUCAUUAUUUUUUGCUGAUGCUGGUGAAUUCAAUCAAAAACGACUUAAAAUUGAUUUCGUUGGAAAGCGAUUGGAAAACUUGUAUCAACAAUGGAGUUUAUCCGAUCUUAAAUGCAAACUCUUAAGCAUGUUUAAGUCACCAAGACUAAGACAAGACCUGCUGCUUCACAAAGGUGGAGAUAGAUCAACUACAAGGCUGUGGAGUUUGGCAAGAGAUGCUGCUGCGUUUGUUGAUCAUUACACAGCUUUGUGGCUUAAUCUAAAUUUGGAUGCCAUGAUCUGCCCUGCUUUUCCUGUUGUUGCUUGCCCAAAAGGAGGCAUCAGCAAUGUAUCAGCUAUGGCGAGCCAUACCGCUCUAUACAAUAUGUUGAACUAUCCUGCCGGUGUUGUACCCGUCACAAAAGUUAAUCAAAAAGACAUUGAAGAUCUGGAAAACUAUAAAGGUCACUACCAAGAUGAAUGGGACCAGCAUAUCAAAGAGGUGACGAAGGGAAGCAUAGGAAUGCCUGUUGGUGUGCAAUGUGUGGCUCCUACAUGGCAGGAUGAGUUGUGUUUGAGAGUAAUGCAUGAAGUGGAAGAACAAUUGAAGAAAUGAAAAUUUAAACAAGAGUGUCCUUUUAUGAAUUUGCUGAAGUUAAGCAUCAUAAUACGUAAAAUUUGUGCCUUUGCAUGCUGUAUGUAUUUAAUUAAUAGCAGUGUUGUUUUGAUCCAAUGUACAUGACUUUAUUCUAUACUGUGUUCUGCAUACUAAUUAAAAUUCUUUGCUGUGUCAAUAUGUCAUAUAGUACAAAAUUUCACACUGCAGUACUUAAUAUACUUUAAUGUGCAAUUUCUUAACAAAAUCUGCAAAAAGUAAUAAUUGUUAAAAAUUGCCUUAUUCUGUAUUGUAAAGUGCAAUUUAUACUUUUUCUUGUUGGUGGGUGUCGUAUAGUACUGUUUGUUUUUUUUUACAGAAAAUAGUGCCUUAAAUGCUUAAACUAAUUGUCAUGUAAAGUGCUGUGUGUUUAUUAAAAUGUUUAAAAAUAUGUUUAGCAUAGUGUUUUAUCAUGUUACAAAGUUCAUGUUUUAACACUUAUUAAUUUAUCUUCGUGGUUUUUGUGUUAGUUGUAAUAUCAAGAUGCAGUAGUACUUCAUAUACUUUAUGAUUCAAGCAAUUGAGAUAUAGCCAUUUUCAAGUAUUAAACAUAUUAUCGUACAGCAAGCAAUUACACUAUUACAACAAUGUACAUUUA
Molecule: messenger RNA, 2419 nt
Organism: Ciona intestinalis (vase tunicate)
Lineage: Eukaryota; Metazoa; Chordata; Ascidiacea; Phlebobranchia; Cionidae
Source: RefSeq, a predicted model, not a curated record